Messenger RNA from Chelonoidis abingdonii (Abingdon island giant tortoise), 2771 nucleotides. Lineage: Eukaryota; Metazoa; Chordata; Testudines; Testudinidae. The record is from RefSeq and is a predicted model, not a curated record.
UGACCCUCAGGUUGUGCGCGCUGAGCGGAGGAGACUCAGGCCAGGCAGGGACGCGCUGGCCCCUGGGACAAGGGACAAGGGGCAGAGCGGGGGUUUUGUGGGGUGGAGGCUGAGCUGGCUGGGGAGGGGUCCGUAGGACGCUGAGAUUUGGUGAGUUAUAACGGGAUUGGGGGGGAUUCCCCCUUCCAGAUUAGGGAUUCUCAGGGGCUGUGAUGCUCGUGGGGAAAAGUCAGUUUGUUUAGUCCCCCUCGCUCACACCCAAAAAGCUGUGAGCUUUGUAGUUAAAAAUUUAAUCUAGAUACCCCUCUAUAUGGUUGUAAAAGAAGAAUUCGAGUAAUAAAAGACUUUAAAAAUUGAAGUUGGCAAACGUACAUGGAUUUGAUUGGCUAAAAAAUUAUUUCUGUGCAGAUGGGAAUCAGUGUGGCUUGUAUGUAAUUAUUUUUACACUUCUAGAAUAGUAGCUAGAGUCAUUAAAGAUCUCACCUUAUGCGCUGGCAAUGAUGUAUUUAAAGAUGUAUCUGCUUAGUAGGAGAGCAUACAGUGGCUUGCUUUUCAGUCAAGGUUCCAUGGCAACUUGCCUUAGAAAAGGCAAAAGUUUAAUCAAGCCCUGUCUAUGUAGAAAUAUCAGCCUCUCUUGUCAGAGAUAUACAGUUAUGGCAUCGUGGAUAAUAGAUAGAUAUGGGCGAAAUGAUGUGCUACGAUUUACAAAUAACAUGAUGUUCCCUGUAAUACAUUUUCCAAAUGAAGUCAUUAUUAAAGUCCAUGCUGCAAGUUUAAACCCUAUAGAUGUUAAUAUGAGAAAUGGUUAUGGAGCAGCUGCUUUAAAUGCAAAACGUGAUCCACUGAAAUUGAAAAGCACCAGAAGUGAAUUUCCUCUAACACUUGGUCGAGAUGUAUCUGGUGUAAUUAUGGAAUGUGGGCUAAAUGUGUCCUAUUUCAAACCUGGAGAUGAGGUAUGGGCAGCAGUUCCUCCCUGGAAGCAAGGCACUAUAUCGGAGUUUGUUGUAGCUAGUGGAAAUGAGAUCUCUCACAAGCCCAAGUAUCUCAGUCACAUAGAAGCUGCCUCCAUACCAUAUGUUGGUCUAACAGUAUGGUCUGCAAUGAAACAAAUUGGGGGACUGAACCAAGAUAAUUGCACUGGGAAACGAAUAUUAAUUUUCGGCGCUUCAGGUGGAGUUGGUACCUUUGCUAUCCAGGUGAUGUAUUACAAUAAGCCCAGUGUGAGUCUUUUAUGAAAAUACUCUAUGAUCAAGGUUUAAAGGAAAGGAGGUGGGGGAUGGUGGUGGUGGUGAAUAAGCAAGCUACUGAAUGAUCUCAGUGCAAACCCAAAGGUAAGAGAGUUUGAAAAUCGUUUGAGAUUUAUCAUUUCCAUCUGGUUUGUUAUUAUCUUAGCCUAAAUUAGGAAGGAGUAGGGUUUAGGGGCAGAGAGGUUAUGGGUGUAGGAAGUGAACGAUUACACUUCAAGGCUUUAGUUACUGGGAAGGAGACUCCAAUUUCCAUGUGACUUGAAAUCUAUGUUUUCAUUAGAUUCCCUGCCUCCCUCACCCCCAAGUGGAAUAAACUGGUAUAAAUUGAUAAUGAUUUCAACAAACUGCUUUGUUUUCUGAUGUAAAUUCUCCUUAGUGUGUUAAUAUUUUUAUGUGCAUCAAAUAUAGUGUAGUGGCUUAGAAGGCAAUUUCCCCUCCCCACUUUUUUAAUCUCAAUAGUUCCUAACUUUGGGGAGAGGAGGUGUUUUUAAACUUGUUCUUAGUAUAUUUGCAUUAAAUUUGGGGCUUUUGAUUGAAAGCAAUGUCCCAUUACACUCAAGCAUCUUUGUCUUCAGAGUAUAAACAAAUACAUUUUAGAUGAUUGCACCAAGUGGUUUUUUGUUUUUUUUUUUUUUUAGAUUUCAAAAUUGUAAAUGUAAUAGCCUUUAGAAGAGCAUGGGAGAGUUUUCAGUGGUACGCUGUCUGCCUGAGCCUUGCUAAAGCAGGUUGCUAAAUGAGUUCAGUAAGCCACUGAGUAGUUGUGAUUGCUACCUGUCAUCAUGCAGAAUAACUCAUUCCUGUAUUAGGCUUAUGGUUGGCAAAUAUCAAAGAAGAUACUGUAAUGAAGAGUGAGAAUAAUGUAUACAAUAGAGGAUAAAUUAAAUAAUUAGCAAAAUUCCUUUCUGUUUGAGCAGCUUUGCAGACUAUAAACUAACCAGCCACCUUCCCUAUUAUAAAUUAGUGAUAGUUUUGCUCUUUGAAGUUUGCAGAUAGUUGGAUUAUUGUUUCUAGUGAGCUGAUUUACAACCAAAUAGUGUCUUUACACUAGAUUUGAUACAUCUUUUUUAUACCUAGGGUACACUAUAACCAUAUAUAUCUAUUCACGGAUAUAUAUAGCUUAAUACUUUCAGAUUCUUAUUAAUUGUACAUUCUUAGUAUGUUAGAAAAUGGUGAAUGAUAUAUUGCUUCUUUACUAGAUAAUUAACUUUUUGCUCAUGACUUGUGACAAGCUGCAUUAGGAUGGGAACCGGAAUUUAAUUAAACACACAAAAUAGCAUUAUUUUUAUUAAUGAAACAAGUAUUGAAUAGAGUUCAUGACCUUUUCUGAUAUAUUUACAAAGCUUGAGCUCAAAAGUUAGAUGUUUUUUCCCCUGAUGCUUUUUUCUAAUCUAGAAAAAGAGCCUUUAACUCAAAGUUUUUGAUAGAGGCUUAGGGAUUCGGCAUAGUUGUUUUUUACUUAAAUGUUUUAAGAGAUCAUAAUUUUACAACUUAACAUAUUUUGUAUUAAAUUCAUAUUUCAUUUUA